Molecule: messenger RNA, 1956 nt
Organism: Adineta ricciae
Lineage: Eukaryota; Metazoa; Rotifera; Eurotatoria; Adinetida; Adinetidae
Source: the annotation of a GenBank genome assembly
AUGCUUUGCAUUUCUCGAUCACGUGAAGCAACCACGGAGAGAUUAUCUCCUUCACCAUCUCAACCAGAUCAUCAUGUUGAACAAGUGGUUCCGGUAUCUGGUGUGAUAGCUGACGAACAGAAUCAAGUCUUUGCUCUGACAGCUACGGUGGACAAUGUUUCGGCAGAACCAAAAAAACCGGAAGGUCAACCCACUACACGGACACGGCAGAAGAAAAUUCCAAAAAAUUCAGCUUCAAUUAGUGUUCAGACAGACUGGACAUGGAAGGAUAUGGAGAUGCUCGAGAAAUACCGAGUAAAAGAGCCUGAACCUGAGGAAUCAGAUAGCGAUGUCGAACCGAUUGAAUCUGUUUCAAAAGUCGAAGAACCACCGGAACAAGUUGAGUCGACGACUACGUCAUUACCAGAGCUGCCAAUUGUCACAUCUGUCGGACUACCACCGAUUUUACAGUAUAAUCCAGAAUCGAAACAGAAAUUGGAUGAUCUACCUCGCACAGACGAGGAAAUUAAUGAAGAUGAACUGCGUGAAUUAGGUGUACAUGUUUAUGGACGUGUUCCAUGUGAAUUUUGCGGAAAAGAACUACGGAUAUGGCCCACAAUUGUUGAACAAGAGACAUCUCCACCGAGUGAACUGUUCUGUUGUACGGAAUAUCGAGAAUUUGUUGAAGCUGUCCUUGAAAUGCAGAAAGAAGAAAACUCUCGACUUGAUUCAAAACCAAUCGAUAUACAACCACAUGCAAAAGUUCGCAGCCGACGUGCUCGACAGCUGGCAGAAGAACGAGCGAAAGCAAGACUUUGGGAACGUAAUGCAGCUGAACAGAAACGUCUCGAAGAACAAGUACAAGAAUUUGCAAACAGCACCAACCCGAAAGCCAUGGGAAAUUCUGAACAAGCGAAAUCUUAUCGUGGCACAUCAACAGUGCGUACUAGCUCACAACUACCGAGUGCCAAAUCGGACUCGGCUAUGGCAGCAAGAAUGAAAACAUUUACAUAUCAAUUAUCGAAUCUGAAGUAUGUGGAAGAAGGAUGGACAUUGAAGGGACCAACUGAUUUCGAAAUAAGCUCCGAUGAAGAAUCUGACUUGGAAGAACAUAUUUUAAUACCACGAGAUAUAUCCACGGUAGCAUUCAAAAAGAGUGAACGACCAUUAGUUCAACGUUUCUAUAAAGAUGGAACAACUGCAGCUAUUCUUUUUUCCACUGGAACGGGCUCUAUCUAUUAUCCAUCCGGUAAUCUGGCCGUUAGUAUCUCUGAAGUAGCUCGGGCGAUGCUUCUCUAUACGGCAUUUACUGAUGAACCAUCAUAUGCAUCGAGACAAAUAGCACAAUUUGAUCCAUUCGGAAAUGGAUACUGUAAUUUUACUAGUGGUAAUUUAAGAUUACAAUUGACAGCACUUGAAGGAAUCGAAUUGAAUUCGGACGGUAGUCGACGUCGUCGAUGGCAUUGGUGGGCUAAAGCAAAUUCAAUGACAGAACCACACAUUCAUGCUCCUCCGUGUCAACCGAUACUGUUUCAUUUAAAUGAGGAAAUCGCGAUUAAAGUCUGUUCGCAAGAAAAAAUUUACUUGAGAUUUUCAUGUGAACUCGUUGAUCUUAAAUUUAAAGUUGGCGCAAGAUUAAAAGUAAAUAAUGUCAAUAAUCUACCAUCAACACAAAAAAGUGAUCCAUAUGACAGUUAUUUGAAAAAGAAGAGUACCGUAUUAACACGAUUAUUGAAAAAUAUUCAUACAGAAGCACAGCAGUAUGUUAAAAGUCAAGAGCUUAUCCGUUCAUCACAGGAGCCUACACGAUCAGUUCAGGAAUCAGCUCGGACUGGUCACAAGACGACUGUAGUCAGUCUUUCACAACAAAAUCGUAAUAAAACUCCGAUAAAAGAAAGUUUAUUUCCGCCCAUUCGACAAAACGAAGAGAAGGUGCAAAAUAAUCGUAGAAUUUAUCGUAGUGUCGUUGUCACGUAA